UCAGCCUAGCGGGGAACACCAUGCCGAGUCCUCAUCAGGUCACCUCCUUAGCAGCUUCAUCAAUUCUUGGUACUUCUCAGACUCCACUCUAGUCCUUCCAUUAUGUCCUACAGAAGCUGCUUAAGUGAGAAAUUUAAUGGGAGGAAAUUUUCUCGGUGGUAGUUUGUCUUAAAAUGUUUUUAUUUUUUCUCUGGUUCUAGCAAAUUAGUUCUGUUGUUUACACAGUUAUAAGAUGACAUAUAUUUUCUUAGCCAUUUAGGACUAUGAAUCCUCUGUCUACUAUUAUUGUUUUUACCAAAUCCUCUGUCAGUCUAAACCUUAUCCUAUGUAGGUAAUCCAUCUUUUCUCUCUGGCACUUUUUUUUCUUAAUCUUUGGUGAUCUGCAGUUUGAUUGCAAUGUCUCUAAGUAUAGAGUCACGUUUCUGUUAUUUUUUUAAUCCUAUUUGGAAUUUGUAAGUCUUCAUAAAUCUGAGGAUUCCAUGUCCUUCAUCAGUUCCAGAAAGUGCUCAAUCGUUAUCUUUACCCAAAAGUGUUUAAAAGGAGAUGUCAGUCUCUGUGAAAAUUAAUUCUUUUUGCACCAAUCUCUGUGAGACUCAUGAAGAAAAUUAAAUUGAGACAAUGCUCCAUGGAACUUGAAGGACAUUCCAGUUGAUCCUGAAGGGUUCUGUGCUUAUGGACACGUGGACUUCUAUUCAUUGAAUUUAACUAACUGCCAGGAGUUUGGAUUCUGACUUCCAACAAUGGAUCAUCUAUAAAAACUGAACCACCCUUUAAAAGCAGUGAUGAAUUAAUUAGAACCUUAGAAACCAAAGGAAAAUUGGAAAAAAAAAAAAAAAACAGGAAAAGAGAAUUCAAUGUUGAAAACAAACUACAAAAGACUAUUUUUCCUGUUCCUACAUUCUAAGAAUUAAUGUUAUUGCCACCUUAAGAAGAAACAAUGAACAGCACAUGCAUUGAAGAACAGCACGACCUGGAACACUAUCUGUUUCCAAUUGUUUACAUCUUUGUGAUCAUAGUCAGUAUCCCAGCCAAUAUCGGGUCCCUGUGUGUGUCCUUUCUGCAAGCAAAGAAGGAAAACGAGUUAGGGAUUUACCUCUUCAGCUUAUCUCUGUCGGAUUUGCUGUAUGCAUUAACUCUCCCCCUGUGGAUUGAUUACACUUGGAAUAAAGACAACUGGACUUUCUCACCUGCCUUGUGCAAAGGGAGUGCCUUCUGUAUGUACAUGAACUUCUACAGCAGUACAGGCUUCCUCACCUGCAUUGCUGUGGAUCGGUAUUUAGCCGUGGUCUACCCUUUGAAGUUCUCCUUUUUCAGGACGAGAAGAUUCGCCUUCAUGGUCAGCCUCUCUAUCUGGGUGUUGGAAUCUAUCUUUAAUGCUGUCAUUUUGUGGGAAGAUGAAACAACCAUCGAAUAUUGUGAUGCCAGAAGGUCUAAUUUUACCUUAUGUUAUGACAAAUACCCUCUGGAGAAGUGGCAGAUCAACCUCAACCUGUUCAGGACCUGCACGGGCUACGCGGUACCCUUGGUCAUCAUCGUGAUUUGCAACCAGAAAGUCUAUCAGGCUGUGAGGCACAAUCAAGCCACAGAAAACCAGGAAAAGAUACGAAUCAUUAAACUGCUGGUCAGCAUCACUCUGACUUUCGUCCUCUGUUUCACUCCCUUUCACGUGAUGCUGCUGGUUCGCUGCAUUUUAGAGCGGGACAUGAACCUGGAGGACAAGUCCGGGAGGCAGACGUACACAAUGUACAGGAUCUCCGUGGCCCUGACGAGUCUGAACUGCGUGGCCGACCCGAUUCUGUACUGCUUUGUAACCGAAACGGGAAGGUCCGAUAUGUGGAACAUAUUGAAAUUCUGUACUGGGACCCGCAAUAAAUCACAAAGGCAAGGGAAAUGCACACUUUCUGUGUCUACAAAAGACACUGUGGAAUUAGAGGUCCUGGAAUAGAACGAAGGAUGGGGUACAGGAGGUCACUGUGUCCAGAUCACCUUUUGUAAAGGGAAGUGCAGCCUGGGAGGCGACAGGUGUCCUCAGUGAAGAUUUUAAUCCUGUCCAAUGGAAACAUUAAAAAGCACAUUGUACAUCUCCCUGCCUGCCUUUUAUUAAAUGAGAUGGAUUAAA
Molecule: messenger RNA, 2119 nt
Organism: Sciurus carolinensis (gray squirrel)
Lineage: Eukaryota; Metazoa; Chordata; Mammalia; Rodentia; Sciuridae
Gene: Gpr65
Product: G protein-coupled receptor 65
Exons: 2
Coding region: 938-1945 (335 amino acids)
Biological process (GO): G protein-coupled receptor signaling pathway
Cellular component (GO): membrane
Molecular function (GO): G protein-coupled receptor activity
Source: RefSeq, a predicted model, not a curated record